AUGGCUGCCUUCGAGAGCCGUCAUAUCAUUGCCUCAUUCUGCCAAGACUUUGAAAUGUUCGUCGCCGGUCUCAGCGGCGUAAUGCAGCGGCAGCCAACCGGCCGCGUCAACCAUGCUUGUAUUGGCACUAUACCGAAGCAGCUCACGUACGAUGUUGUGAUGACCGCCCCGAACGGCUGCAUGAAGUGCUGUGGACCCUGUUCCGUCGACUGCAUUAGGAUCAGCGCCGCGAUCAAGGAGAAGUCGAACCGCCGCGAAAUGACCUCGUGUAAUAGCGAUAUGUAG
This is a messenger RNA of Penicillium canescens, 285 nucleotides long. RefSeq lists its product as uncharacterized. The transcript has 2 exons. The coding region runs from base 1 to 285 and encodes 94 amino acids. NCBI's taxonomy places the organism in Eukaryota, Fungi, Ascomycota, Eurotiomycetes, Eurotiales, Aspergillaceae. The record is from RefSeq and is a predicted model, not a curated record.